Xenopus laevis (African clawed frog) is the source of this 2330-nucleotide messenger RNA. RefSeq names its product RBPJ interacting and tubulin associated 1 S homeolog (gene rita1.S). Lineage: Eukaryota; Metazoa; Chordata; Amphibia; Anura; Pipidae. The transcript is spliced from 3 exons. Gene Ontology annotation, biological process: negative regulation of Notch signaling pathway; nuclear export; Notch signaling pathway. Gene Ontology annotation, molecular function: tubulin binding. Bases 557 to 1285 code for a protein of 242 amino acids. Gene Ontology annotation, cellular component: nucleus; cytoplasm. The record is from RefSeq and is a predicted model, not a curated record.
CAGUUCGCACUUACUACUCCAUCGUCCUUUUUUGUACCAGAUUUGACACGAAAUCCCCCUGUGUCACUGUCGUCGCUUUCUUGGCAUUUCCAAGACCUUUGUAGCUUACGUUUUUUCUGUGCCAUAUCCGCACUCCAAAGUAUCGUUACCAAAACUGCUCAAUCCAACCCUAGACCAUUAGCGAUCGCCUAAAAGUACCAGAAUACUAAGUCCACCCCCCAUGUGUCUCAGACACACCCGGAAGCGAUAGAGUGCAACUUCCUGGAAUGUACCAUUUCCAGUCUGUGGGCAGGGUGGGUUUGUGGCUUUCACAAUUUUGUUUUCAGCUCUCUGCUGCCACAUAGAUAUUGUAGAGGAGCUUAAACAUAGAAAUGUGAUACACGAGCAACCGCUCUCCCUGCUCUGAGGUUUGGGUGAGUCCGAGCUGUAAUUGUAAUGUAUAUUAUUACCAUGGGAGCGGUUUAGCGUGUCAUACAGGUGUCUCCGCUUGCUUCUAGUCCUAUAUACACACACACAGCUCUUCUGCUCAAGGAGAUAUCUGAAUAAUUAUCAGCACAUGCUUGAUAAUCCGUGUACUGCCAACAUGUCUCUGGACCUCUCUAUAACUGGGCAUCGCACUGCACUUCCACAGCGCAAGAGCAGAAGCACUUACCGUUUCAAAGCCACAAACUCCUAUGUUGACGAGACUCUGUUUGGUAGCUCUGGGCUAAGACUGGAUCAAACUCAACAGUGGACUUCUGCCCCACCUUGUCAGACACCCCAUCUGUGGAGCCCAAGAGAAAUAAAAGAGAACAAAAACACCUUGAGCUGUAGACCUAAAAGCACUCCACCUGGGACUCCCAGGAAAAAGAUUCAAUACAGGGUGAAGAGCCGCACUCCUUCAUAUUGUGAUGAAUCUUUGUUUGGUGGAAACGUGGAGGAAUGCACGUGGGAUGCGCCGUGGGUGAAAAAAGAAGAUACGGUCAAAAUUCAUCCUCUUCUCUGGAGCCCUUCACCACGACUAGUCCAACAAAGUUCCACACAGAACACUAAACAAGGUCCUUUGCGAGCUGUGCAUCUGCCUGAAACCUUGGACAGUCCCUUAGGAACUCACAGGGGGCUGGGAAACUUCUGGAAACUACCUGAAAGUGAUUCAGAGUCUGGUGGAUAUUCCCCAUUGCCAUUCAGUGCAAGACAAAGACAAAAUGCCCUUGGCAGAGAGACUGUUCGAUCAGCAAGCUGUUCUGGCAGGGUGAAAGCCAGGAGAAGCUCUGUUCAAAUGCAAGAAAGAGCUCCAUGGAAAUAACACUAGCACAGUUAUAGAAAUUUCCUCGAAACGUUUAAGUGCCAUCUUUUUAAGGGAACAGUAUAAACAUGCCUUGUAAGCAAGACAUGAGGAUUUUAAGCAGUUUCAGAAAAUAAUAUAUUAAAGGUUUAUUUGCACGCAGAGCAUAAACGUAAUCAACGUUAAUACUCUGCUAAUGUUUUAGUGUUUUUUCCUGAUAGUGAACCUAGUACGUUCCCUGUGAGAAACAAUACCUAUUUUUAUGUAUAGAAACACAACUAGGAAAACAGCUCUUUUUUGGUGUAUGUUGUAUUUUUAGUGGCAAAGUUAAAAUGGCUUAUAUACACACUUGCAAAUGUUUUGAGAAAGUAUAGCUCAUUUACUAACAUAGCUCGUAAAUUGCACCAGAGUAGUUACUUGAAGCAACUGAUCGGCAAUUUGUUAGUUAGAAGGCAAAAGCUGAGAUUUUGUUUUGUCGAGAGCAUUUGAAAAGGAGUGACUGGUCAUACUUCACUAGUGAACAGUUACAUUCUGCUUUUGUUUUAUGGUAGUGCUUAUAAUCAAGAGACACAAGUUCUACUAGGUCAGUUUAUGGUUCUGUGACUUACUUUCUUACAGUGACUUUAUGCUUUGUGAUGUAUUUAGUAGAAACCAAAAACUCUGGUUGUGUGAGUAGCCAGAUAGCUGAAAUCACCUGUUGGCUUAUUGCUUUAGCUUUCAAAAUCAAUUGCAGGGUACAUAUUCAUUCAGCAUUAACUUUUCUUGAGUAUUGAUUACAAUGCAGAUGCAAUGGUAACUACCACAAGUGGUUGAAAUAUGCUGUGGCACCAGCAAUUAAUUAUGUCACUACAUCAUUGUGUUGUGCAUGGUAGUGGUGCCAUUUCAUUAUGACAAGUAAAUUGCCAAUGUAAAGUGCCACAAGUAGUCUCUAGCCCAGGGCUGCCCAAAAGAUAGAUCGGGAUCUACCAGUAGAACUUUGGCUGGUGAUCAGUAGAUCUAAAGACACUGUCAACAAACGGCUUGUCUAAAUCACUGUCCAAUUUCAUGCUUUUCAUUCAGAUAUUUA